Messenger RNA from Linum tenue, 1362 nucleotides. NCBI's taxonomy places the organism in Eukaryota, Viridiplantae, Streptophyta, Magnoliopsida, Malpighiales, Linaceae. The record is from the annotation of a GenBank genome assembly.
UGCAUCCUCCCGCCUCCCAUCGCCGGGUCUCUAAUAAGGUAUUCACCUACCUACUGUUCGAUUGUGUUCAAGUUGUGGGCUUCUUUCCAUACCGAUGAGUAGAAAGAGGAUAGCUGAUGAAGAUUCAAGCUUUUGAUUCAAUUUUGGGUUUACGAGAGGAUUUCGGGAAAUUGAGGGGUUUUCUGGUUCUAGCUGGUACCGUCUGCGUACGUCUCAACUUGGGUUGUGAAUUAAAUUGUUGGUUCAAGGCUGUGAAGGAAAAAUGUUUUGGAUUUGGGGGAAGCUUGACUUGGUGUGUUUCUUCUUGACCUUUCUAGUUUUGCUUGGGGUGGAGAUCAUGAGCCACGAAGGUGGGUAUGCUGUUGAGGUAACGGGGCUUUCUCCCAAAGCCACCGAGAAGGAUGUCCAUGAUUUCUUCGCCUUCUCCGGCGCUAUUCUGCAUAUUGAAAUCGUCAGGUCUGGUGAUUCCGCCUGUACUGCGUAUGUGACAUUCAAAGAUGCAUAUGCCCAGGAGACUGCUGUCCUACUCAGUGGUGCUACCAUCUUGGAAGAACGAGUGUGCAUAACACGCUGGGGACACUACGAAGACGAAUUCGAUUUUUGGAACAGGCCUUCAACAACAACGGAUUAUGAAAGUGAACCGACUCAGCAACACCAGCAAACAGGCCAAUUCGUCGGCGAUGCAGGACAAGCAGUGACAAAGGCUCAGGAAGUGGUGAAAGAAAUGCUAGCCAUGGGGUACGUCCUGGGGAAAGAUGCACUAGGCAAGGCUAAAGAAUUCGACGAGUCCCAUCAAGUCUCAGCAACCGCAACAGCAAAGGUGGCCGAGUUCACCGAGAGAAUCGGCCUUGCUGACAAGCUCUUUGCCGGGAUGGAAGCAGUUAAAGCCGUGGACGAUAAGUACCACGUCUCCGAGACGACCAAAUCAGCAGUAUCCGCGACAGCGAGAACAGCAGCAUCAGCAGCAAACACUGUUAUCAACAGUAGCUACUUCUCUAAGGGCGCUCUUUGGGUGUCUGGUGCUCUGAAUCGGGCUUCUAAUUACGCUUCUGAUUUGGGUAGCCGGGCUGCCCAGCAGCAUUGAGCCUAUUCUGGUCCGGUUUGUCCAAAUCUAGAACUCCCAGCUUAUUUUUUAUGGCUGAAAUGAAAGCUCUUUGUAUAGAACACGUUCUGCUCGACUGUUGGGAAGCGAAAGGGUUGAAACAUUUACCACGUUGAAACAUUUGUUGAUAAGGGAUGAGCGAUGACUGAUGAGUAUGACAGAAUUGACUAUCAAGCUGUUAAUAUUAAAAAAAAAAAAAAAAAUCGGAAGAGCAAAAUUCAGAUUCAUCAACACCGUUUGUUUAUUUUCUUUUAUUUAAA